AUGACAUCUCUUAUACGUCGAGUUUAUGGUAAAGCGCGUUUCUUAGCGCGCGCUGUGGGGUCGAAAAGUAAUAAAAAUAGUGAAAGUCCACUUCGGCGACUUCUUCAAGAUGCGAGUAACUUCGGAGAGGCAGGUGCUGCUAUACCGGCAGAAGGGGAGCUGCAGUGGGCGACACAACCCUACGCGACACAGCCUGGCCAAGAACCAGCCCCUUACGUAGAUCCUAAAGAAACUACCGUGAUUCUAUUCCCUGGACAGGGUUCUCAACGUGUAGGCAUGGGUCGUCAAUUACAAGAAGUACCUGCUGCUAAAGAACUGUAUGAACUUGCGUCGAGCAUUGUUGGGUGGGACGUGGGCCGCGUGUGUCGCGAGGGGCCGGCCGAGGAGCUGGAGCGCCGCUGUCAGACGGCCGUGGUGGUGACGUCACUGGGAGCCCUGGAGCUGGCCCGCGACACGCGCCCCGCCGCCGUGGAGCGAGCGCGCGCCGCCGCCGGGUUCUCGCUCGGGGAGAUCACCGCGCUCGUGUUCGCGGGCGCGCUCAGCUUGGAGCCGGCGCUGCGGCUGGUGGAGCUGCGCGCGGCGGCCAUGGAGGCGGCGGCGCGCGAGCGGCCCGGCGGCAUGCUCACCGUGUGGCUCGCGCCCGACGCCCGGCUCAAGGAGCUGCUGGCUCGGGCGAGAGACCGCGCGCGCUCCCCCGCCCUGCCGGAACCGGUCUGUGUCAUCGCCAACUACCUGUUCCCCGGCUGCAAGGUCCUGGCGGGAGACGAACAGGCAUUGAAGUUCGUGGAGGCGGAGGGUCGGUCGUGGGGAGUGAGGCGCUCGGCUCGCGUGCGCGUGUCGGGCGCCUUCCACUCGCCCCUGAUGGCGCGCGCGGAGCAGGCGGUGCGGGAGGCGGUGGGCCUGUGCUCGGUGCGUGAGCCGCGGCUGCCCGUCCCGUCGUGUGUGGACGCGCGCGCCGCCCGCUCCGUGGCGGGCGUCAAGCGGCGCCUGGUCCGCCUCACCACGUCCCCGGUCCGCUGGGAGCAGGUGCUCCACGUGUUGUACGCGCGCCCCCCCGACACGCCGCAGCCCCUCACCCUGGCGCUGGGUCCGGGCGGGGCGCUACGCUCUACUCUCAAACUCGUCAACGCGCGGGCCUGGGACUCCUCGAUUCAGAUCGACGUGUGA
Molecule: messenger RNA, 1167 nt
Organism: Danaus chrysippus (African queen)
Lineage: Eukaryota; Metazoa; Arthropoda; Insecta; Lepidoptera; Nymphalidae
Source: the annotation of a GenBank genome assembly